GGGAAGGCUUCAAAUUGGUCUCCCUUUCACUCAGUUUGUAUGUGUCUUGCUGGCUUUCCCUAUGGGCUGUGGGUCAUCUCCCUGCCCCCAGGGGUCUUACUUGCCUUGAUUUUUGGAAAGGGAAACUGAGGCCCAGGAGAGGAAUGACAUCAAAGGGAGGGGAAACUUGGGCUCUUCACUGUUCAGCAAGUUGCACCCAGGCCCCUUGGGGCCAUGAGGGCUUGACCCCCUGUUGCCCUCUCUUGGGGUUCUUCUGGGGAGCCCCUGCUCCCUGCCCCCCCCCCCCCCCCAGCUAUCUCCGGAAGUGCAGAGGCCCAGGAGCUGCUGUGGCAACACCUUGCAGGAUUAGUUCAGGGAAGGACUUGCUCACCUGCUCCUCCCCUCUGACUCAAGUCACAACAAGAACCUGGUUCCCCUGCUGGGGCAGCCUGGGAGGGACUGGCGGGCGGGCGGGACAGAGGAGGGACCGCCAGAUGCCUGUGGAGAACCCAGGCCAGCUCAGAGGGUGCAGGAGGCCAGCCGGAGACUCUGGCAGUGCUACACCCCUUGGACCCCUGACCCAGGAACAAGGGAUGUUUCCCUGGAUGAAAACUGGAAGCAGCUGAGGAAUCUCCAGGCCACCUACGUGUCCCGGCCCAGGCUGGGCUGGGUGUCGCCCCUCCCUGUUGUGCACCCCCUCCUCCCAGAAGUCCACCAUGGAGAGUAAGGAUGAGGUCAGCGACACUGACAGCGGCAUCAUCCUGCAGUCUGGCCCUGACAGUCCAGUGUCCCCGAUGAAGGAGCUGACCCACGCUGUGCACAAGCAGCAGAGGGCCCUGGAGGAACGGCUGGGGGCCUGCCUGGAGGAGCUGCGGAGGCUCUGCCUUCGGGAGGCGGAGCUGACGGGGACCCUGCCGGAAGAGUAUCCGCUGAAGCCGGGGGAGAAGGUCCCCAAGGUCCGGCGCCGCAUUGGAGCCGCUUACAAACUGGAUGAAAGGGCACUGCACCGAGAGGACCCCCUGAGCAGCCUGGAGCAGAAGGUGGCACUGCAGCGGCAGAUCACGCAGGCGGCGCAGCGACUGUGCGGAGAGGAGAAGCUCAGCCGCCAGGCCCGCCGGCAGCGCAAGCACUCGCUGGUGCAGGAGGAGCGGAAGCUGCGGGAGCUGGAGCGCUGUCUGGGGGAGCAGAGGCGCAGCAGUGCCCCCCCACCCACCACCGCCCUCUCCCUGGGCAGAGAACUCAGUGCCUCUGAUGACAGCUCCCUCUCAGACGGGCUGAUCCUAGAGGAAGAGGACUCCCAAGUGUCAAAACCUCCCCCUGAGUCCCCAGCUCCACCAGCCCGGCCUGUCCCACCCCAGAGCUUGGAAGGACUGCAACCCUUAGGGCCUGAGACAGGGGGCCUGGAGCGGGCCCCCAUCCAGAACAGCCCCUGGAAGGAGACCAGCCUGGACCACCCCUAUGAGAAGCCUCGGAAGACGUCAGAACCCAACAGCGAGUCCAGUAGCCCGGCCACCACGCCUCAGGACAGGCCCAGUGCCUCCAGCUCCUGGCUGCUGGAAGCCGCCACCUACCAUAUGGUCCCCAUCCGGGGCGUUCCCAGCCUAAGGCAGGGUAGGAUCAGCGCCCCGGCCACCCCCGAGAUGCAGGGGCGCAGAGGCCAGUCGCAGUCUCUGAGGAUGGAGUCCUCUCGGGCAGGCCACGAGGGCCGCGGCCGCAGCGCCUUCCCACGCCGGCGCCCCACGCACUACACGGUCACGGUGCCUGAGUCCUGCUUCCCGGGCCCUGCCUGCCACUCGUGCUCCGAGGACAGCGGCUCCGACGUGUCCAGCGUGUCGCACCCCACCUCGCCCGGCAGCAGCAGCCCCGACAUCUCCUUCCUGCGGCCCCUGGCCCCGCCCGAGACGGCCCGGCCCCGCGGAGCCUGGAGCGCGGCCCUGUACCCCAGGCUGCUGUUGUCCCCCGGCUUCGUGCCCGCCGGCUGCCUGGUGGCUGCGGGCGAAUGGGAGCUGCUGGGCCGCCCCAGUGCAGCCCGCGGGGAGGAGGAGGCUCCACGCCGCCCGCACCUGCCGCCCGCGGGCCCCCUGCCCGCACCCGGCCGCCUGGUGCGCGCGCCCUCGCUCAAGGACGGUGCGGCCCGCGGGCUCAGCAAGGCCGCAGUCUCCGCGGAGCUCAAGUCCUGGCACGAGCGCGCCCGCCUUCGCAGCGCCCGCCCGCACUCGCUCGACCGCCAGGGCGCCUUCCGCAUGCGCAGUCUGCCGCCCGGGAGGGAGAGCUUCGCGCGUGCGCUGGGGGCCCGCGCACAGGUGCCCGCGGUAUGUGUGCUGCGCAGGUCGCCUGAGGGGGCCCCUGUCCAGGUCUUCGUGCCCGAGAAUGGCGAGAUCAUCAGCCAGGUGUGACAAGAUUGAGUGUGUCUACUGCAUCCAAGUGCCUGGAAAGACUCUCUCGAGUGGACUGGGGCCUGGCCCGCCCGACCCAAGUGCCUUCUUCAGCCUCCUUGCCUCCAUCGCAGGCCGAUGGCCUGGAGCUGAGCCUGGAUCCACCCCACCCCACCCCCUUUAUUUUUAUUUACUGGUUUUUGUUACGAUGUCCUGGACUCUGAGGAUUUAUAUCAGUGAUUUAUCCUCUAGAUCUCUGUAACAUGAUAAUGCUUUACUGCCCAGAUGUGGACUAAAGGCCUUAUCCACCUGACAACAUUGGUCUCCUUCUAAAAACCCCUCCCCAUCUGCCUGAGAACUUUCCCAGAAAUCAGCUGCCCUACCUCACCUAGAGGUGGGUGGUGACACUCAUCACUGUCCUCUCUGGCUCUCGGAGUGCCCAGCUGGUGGAGAUUCCCUCACCCCUUAUAAUGUGCUCCGUGAUGCACGCACCAAGUUCUAGGGUAAAGGUCAGAAUGUUCUGGUCAAGUCUUGGCUCCCUAUAAAUCCUAUCACAACACCCUCCAUGAGCUGGCUGCAGCUGUGGUUUGGGCACUGGGGACCAGCUCAGCUUGUCUGGGCGUUGCAAGAACUCAGGUCCUAGCGCUCCCUCCCUCAAACACCUGUCUACCACCAUCCUACAGUCGCCUUCCCAGUGUUAUUAUUACAAAGGCACCGUGCAAAGUCA
This is a messenger RNA of Erinaceus europaeus (western European hedgehog), 3081 nucleotides long. RefSeq names its product innate immunity activator (gene INAVA). The record is from RefSeq and is a predicted model, not a curated record. Gene Ontology annotation, biological process: positive regulation of protein ubiquitination; adherens junction maintenance. The transcript is spliced from 10 exons. The coding region runs from base 696 to 2375 and encodes 559 amino acids. NCBI's taxonomy places the organism in Eukaryota, Metazoa, Chordata, Mammalia, Eulipotyphla, Erinaceidae.